AAAAAAUCCCAAUUCAAUUGUACACAACAGAAAGAGCCUAACGAGAAAAAUGCAAUCGGCGAAACAGAAGCUAAGCGAUAUGGCUAGUACCGCCAAGGAGAGGAUGGUGGUAUGUGAAGCAAAAGCGGCUGAGAAGGCGGAGCAGGCGAUGGCACGUACAAAAGAGGAAAAAGAGAUAGCACACCAACGUCGAAAGGCCAAGGAAGCAGAGGCUAACAUGGAUAUGCACAUGGCUAAAGCUGCUCAUGCCGAGGAAAAGCUUAUGGCUAAGCAAUCUCACUACCACCUUCCUCAAGGUCACGUGACUCAUGGCGCCCCUGUGCCGGCUCCUACGCCAGUUAUAGGACAUGGUUACAGGCAUAAUCCUCCCGGGGUCACAUCUGUACCACCUGCGGCGUACCCUCCUCCUCCGACGGGGCCUCAUCAUCAUCAUCCUUAUGGAAACGUUUAGUGACUGCUUUAUAAGUUAAAAAAAAAAACUGGAAUACUUUGAAUAGUUAGUAAGACGUUGAGAUGACUUACUUUAUAGCCGUUUUAGUUACUGAAGCUAUCUCAUACUAGGAGUGAGCACGGAACCUGAAGUCUGUAACUUCAGAUUUGGGUUCGUGUAGAUAAUUAUUUACCCGAUUUGGACCCGCUUAGUCGCAAGUAACAAAAAUAAUUAAAUUAAAAAACAACUAAUAUAAUUAAAAUAAUAUCACAUAAUACAAUAGUCUUUGAAGAAGUGAUUUACCAACCAGCAGCAUCGUUGACAAAAAAAAAACAACCAGCAAACCUCCAUUUUUGAUAAUUGAUGAUUUUGAUAAAAUAUGACAACUAAUCAAAAUUUUAAACUUAUAUCUCGUGUACAAUGUGGAGGGUUUAUAGUGGAUCCGGGCUCAUGAUAGGCCGAGCUUUCUACGGGCCAGGCAGCAGGCUCGGUAAUAGUAACCCUAAUUAUUAAUUAACAAUUUAACAUCUAAAAGUAAAAACGCUAACCUAGGGAUUUAGGGCACACCGGUUCUUUCCUAAAUUUUACUUUAACCGGGUUGGCAAGUCUAAACCGUCGCUUAACCGGUUUUCUUAUCUUAGCCUAUAAUAAUAAAUAACGCUCCUCCACUCAAACAAACUCUAUUAGGGUAAAGCCGUACGCCGUUUACAUUGUUACUCACGAAACAGAGCUCUGGAUCCAUCUCAAUCAGCUCGAGCAAGAAUCGAUCCAUUGAGACUGCGAAGAAAGCAACUUCAUAAUCUGAAAAGGUGGGAUGGAAGCGGAUCUCAGGGUAUUUGGAUCCGGUUAAGUAUAUAACAAAAUGUUUUUGCAGAUAUUAUUUAUUCUCUCUCUUUCUUGAUUUAUCUUUUCUUGAGAAGUUGCUGAAGAUUGUUUUAUGAGAGUAUUAUAAGUCACUGCAUUUGGUAAUCAAGUGUUGCUUUCCCAAACGAAGUGACUUAUAAUGAUCUCAUGAAUCGAUUUUUGCAAAGUCUUAAGAGAGUAAAGGACUAUGAUGUCCUGAGUGAAAAUGGAUUUAUCUUCUUUUUUUUUGUCUUAUAAUGUGCCAGGUCUCUUAGUGUGUUACUGUCCACUCUUUCUUUUUGUUUGGGUGAUAACAAGAUAAAUCCCAAGCAUCAUCCACCUUAUUAGCUUUGACAUGAAUGAAGGCUUGUUAAAUGGAUGAUUCUUGGGAUUUAUCUUUUUGUAGUCUCCUCUUCUAAAAGAGUGUUGUUUAAUUUUACAACAUACACGGAAAUGAUUUCAGGCUUGUGGAGGAACAUGAUGCUUCUUUUGUAAGCCAGAAACUUGAUGUUUUGCUAAAGAAAUGUUAACCGUUUGCAUGUGUUAUAACUGAGUGUUUACUCCCACUUUGUAUAAAUGGAACAAGGUUGCUUUCCCCCAUCAGAUUAGAUUAAAGACCAAGUGAUCAAGAUUUUAUCUUUUUGUUUCUUAGUUUGAACUUUUCUAUGUUCUCGUAGUGUAUUGAUCAAUGUGAAAUAAAAUAGAUAACAAUGUUGUGCCAAACAAAACUAAGUUGAUAGGUACGGUUUUGUGUAAUUAAUGGACAGCCACUUCCUGUUAGCUCUUUUUCAAAAAUUUAACAAAAAAAUUGGUAAUAUUUAUGCAUGUAUGAAUCUCGAGGUCGAUAGAUUUUGAGGUGAAACAAGGGAUAUGUCCAUACCUUCUGGAACCAGCAGACAUGCAUGCAAUCACAUACCUUGCCUUUCUUAAGUUUCUUUUCAAGUAUUCAUGUCUCACUCCCACCGUGCAUGCAGGGACGGAUCUAGAAAUUUAAUUAGACUGUGGCACGAAAAUAUUUUUCCAUCGGUACCUAAUCUAAACUAUUAAAAUAGGAGUACAAAUUUGAAAUAACCAUAACUUUUCCUACAGAAUUACAAGUGAAUGCCACUCCUUUUUACUCUUAACAAUAAAUAAUUUUAAGAAAUAAAAUUAUAAAAUACAUAAUAGAUAUUGUUUCCUUAAUAAAUUUAUACUCUUAAAACAGAAUCCUAUUUUAAAAAUUUAAGAUUUUGCCUUUAGAUUUUCAUCAUAUUUACAAAAUAAUAGAGAUAUCAUAUAUUUAUGGUAACAAAUAAAUUUUCUUUCGGUAAAUAAUAUAAAUGCUAAUUAACUAUUAUCAUUCGACCAUAAUUUUUUGUUUUGAAUAAUCAGAUAUUUCUAUACAUAUGAAGUAUACUUAAUUUUGUGGGUAAUAAAUAUAUUAAACUAAUAUAAUUUGUUUAUGAGAUACAAAUGAAUUGAUGUGUUUUUUUUUGUAGUGUAUUUUCCUAAUUCUGGAAAUACAAAAUCAUAAACAUUCCUUUUUACAAUUUUUAUAGUUGAGUUUUAUGUGGUUGAAACAAAUAUAUGAAUCUAAGUAACUAAGUAAAUAAAUCUCUUGGUAUUCCUCUUACCCGAUUCCUAUCUUUUAGAGGAACCAAGAGAGAUUGGCGUUAUUUUUUGUUGUGUGUUUCAAUCAAAGUCUGAAUCUGUUCUUCAAGCUUAAGUUUGUCAGACUUUGUUGAAACAAAUAAAAAAUCCGGUCUUAGAAUCACUAAUUUCUCUUUCGCGGGCUUAAUUACAAUUUCUGAUUGUCGGAUUUUGAUCAUCUUUUUCGAAGGUUAAGAUCAGAAUCCUUUUUCAGGGGAAAUCAGUCUUAACAAGAUGGUUUGCCGGUCAAUCGGCUUAUAAGUUAAGCUUAAUUUCUUCCGGAAAGGGUGAUGAUGAAGAUAGAUAUAACUCACUCGAUACAGAGAAGAUUCAGUAGAAAUUGGCGUUCUUGUUGAACGGUCCAAUAAAGAAUCUGUUUUUGUUUCGAUUUGAGCAGUCCUAGAGGUGAAUGAAACCGGCGAUUAAGAGGUUCAAUUACCGGCGUCGGCGAAAGGCGAAAGGGAUCUGUAGGGUGUGCAAAUAAAAAAGGAUUGGAGAUGUAGCAGAGAAGAUGAAGAUCUCGUCGGCGAUGAAGUGAAGCUUGGCCGGCGGUGGAAUUGAAGCGUUCUCCGGUCUGCAUGUUUAGUUCUUGACACGUCGAUAGGGAUUGAACUUAGUUCUUACACGUGUAUUGCUAUAGCUACGUAUUAUCUUUAUUAUUUGUACCCCUGCUUUUCAUAUGCUUUAAUAAAAAGCAAAAGUUGACAAAAAAGUAACUAAGUAAAUAAAUAAUCACUAAAAGUUAAAAUCUGCAAAGGAAAAAAAUCUGCAAAGAAUAAUAUUAAAAUAUGUAAUGAGAAAUAUCUUUCAUUUUUUCAACUUAUAUAGUAGUGUUUUUAUAUAAUUGGAACAAAUAUAUGCAUCUAAAUAAUUUAAUAAAAUACUAUCAUUAAAAAUAAAAUUUGCAAAAAAUAAUAUUAAAAUAUGUAAUGAGAAAAAAUCUUUAGUAUAUAUAUAUAAUAUUUUAGAAUAAAUUAAAAUUAACACAAUAUUUUUUUUCUAAAAAAAUAACUUCUUUAAAAAUAAUUUCAUAAAUAUAAAUAUAAAUUUCUUAUAGCAUAUCUAAUAUCUAUAAUUAUAACAUAAGCAAUCAAUAAAUUUUAAAUGUAUAUAGUUAUCAUAUAUAAAAACACAUAAUCUUAUAAUUAAAAUAUUUGUAGAAUUUUUUAAAAAAAUUAAUCCCGCGCUUUAAAAAGCGCGGGUCAAAAAUCUAGUAAAAAUUAUAUUAGUAUUCUAAAACAUGAUAAACAAUGAGAAGAAGUGACUAACCUAAAGAAACAAAUAUAUAGCAAAAUUGAAUUAGUAAAAAGAAAAAUAUAUAGCAAAUUAUUACAUAACGAUAUAUUUACUUAGCAAAGAUGUCGAAACAUGUUUUAUGGAAUUGUCUUCUACACCAAACAACAAAUUAUUGUGAGAAGAAAGUAUAAACAUAAUUUUUUUUCUAUUUUUUUUUAAAGGAACCACAGUACGGAACACAUUUUGAGUCUGAUAAUUAUUGUAGGUUAUAAUUAGGUUAUUGUAUCUCAAGUGGGCUAUGUUUUUAAUCUUACUGUUAAUUGGGCUACAAUAUUUACUCAUACUUUUAACUGGGAUAGUAUUUUAGUUUUAGUCGGGUGGGGCACUUCUAUUUUUUCCUUUUUUCAUAUACAGAUUUUUUUUUGAUACUAAACGAGAAAACAAUUAAAAAGCAUGGGGCCCGUGCCACACCUUCUAUACAGGUGGGUCUCCCCUGCGUGCAUGUGUAUCAAGCGUUUAUAAAACGGAGAAGAAGCUGAACACAAGUGUCAUCUUCAUAGGUCUGGGAGACUGGGAACAUUGUUGUGUCUUCUUGCUUCAUUUAAGUACAGUUUUAUGUCCCUUUCAGUCUCUUUUGUCUUCUCCUUUUCAUUAUACACUACUUCCACGUUUGGCUUUUAUCACUGUUGUAGCUGUUGUGAAGUAUAACGCCUUGGAAGGUUCCAAUGAUUAAAAAAAGAGGUAUUAUUCUCAGUGCAAGAAACUUCGUUUUCAAUUACGAUAACCACACCGCCGUUUCCAGAAAAGCUUAUGCUAUCUCUUGGUAACUCAGACACUGCUUGGUUGGCUUAAGAUAUCCAUUAAGAUUAGAGUCUCUUUUUGUAUGUUUUAUGAAACUCUAAAGAGACCUAUUCAAAAAAUUUAUCACAUUUCCUAACAAUAGUAAUAACUCAUCUUAGGUUUGGCUUCACCUCUUAGGAUAGUUGGUACAGUGCCGGUUAUCGUUGAUUAAGUGACAACCCGGUUUACUUGUACAUACCGGUUAUGUAUAUAAGCGAGUAAUUAAGUUUGUAUAGUUAACAUUAAUGUGAAUAACAAACUUUUUCCAGCUCGUUUCUUCUCUCUCGAAUCUCUCUGUUUCGAUCUUCAUCGAGCUUGAAUCGAGUGUUACGAUCUUCAUCGAGCUUGAAUCGAGUGUUAAUAUGGUACCAGAGAAAUCUCAUUGAUCUUCCCAUUCAAUUGAUUUGCAUCAUGAGUGUUCCAUUGCUGGAAAUUUCGUGAUUCGUGUUCUUGAUGAUUCUCGCCAUUGAUGAGUUGUUUCGAGGAGUUCUGAGCUGUUUUCUCUUUCUUUUUAUUUACAUUUCUCUUUGAUUGACCUCUUACAAACGAUUUCUCGUAUUUUCGUCGUUUCAUAUUGCUUGAUUGUUUGUUUUUCGGAUUCUUGAUUCUUCACGAUGGUGAAUCCGAAUUCGAAUCAAUUUCUGCGAGUGCAACGGCGACAAUGAAUCCAAAUGUAUAUUGUCACGAUCAGUAUGAGAAUCCAUACUAUCUGCAUAAUACAUAUCAUCCUGGCCUCGUUCUGGUUUCUGAUCGAUUGAAUACCGCAUCGGAGUUUCACUCUUGGAGGAGAUAUGUUCGUAUGGCGUUGAAUGUUCGCAACAAGUUAGGCUUCAUUGAUGGUACGAUUCCUCGUCCUCCUCUUACUCAUAGAGAUUAUAGCGUGUGGUCUCGUUGCAAUGACAUUGUCGCGACUUGGUUGAUGAAUUCUGUUUCUAAGAAAAUUGGACAGAGUCUCUUGUUCAUCUCCAUGGCUGAAGGGAUUUGGAACAACUUGAUCUCACGUUUUAAGCAGGAUGAUGCUUCCAGGGUUUAUGAUUUUGAGCAGAGAUUGAGUAAGAUAGAACAAGGUUCAAUGGACGUUUACUUACUAUACUGAGUUAGUGACAUUGUGGGAGGAGCAUAAGAACUAUGUGGAGCUUCCUGUGUGUACGUGUGGUCGUUGUGAGUGUGAUGCUGCUCCUCUUUGGGAGAAGUUGCAACAGAGGAGUAGAGUCACGAAGUUUCUGAUGGGUUGAAUGAAUCAUAUGAGCAGUCUCGGCGUCAUAUUCUUAUGCUGAAGCCGAUACCGACUAUUGAGGAAGCAUUCAACAUUGUAACCCAAGAUGAGAGACAACGUGCUAUUAAGCCUUCUACAAAGGUGGAUAAUGUCGCUUUCCAAGCGAUGGCACCAACCACUGAUUCUUCCUUGGCUACAUUGGAGAAUAAUGCCUAUAUUGCAGCGUAUAACACACUUCGUCAGCAGACUCAAAGUCCUGUUUGUACUCAUUGUGGCAAGAGUGGUCACACUAUCCAGAAAUGUUUCAAGUUGAUUGGCUUUCCUCCAGGGUAUAAGACGAAUGGUUCUGGUUAUGGAUCAAAGAAUCAGUAUGCUCCAAAGAAUCAACAGCAACAGCAACAAGCUCGUCCUGUGUCACAACAACUACAGCUUACGAGUCCUUCUGUCUUUCAACAGGCUAAUGCUAUUGCUAAUGUUCAUACUGAUCUUGUUUUUCAAAACUCUCUUACGGUCAACCUGGAGUUCCUCACAUCACCAGUGGGGGUGCUAAUAUGACUCUUCAAGAGUUCACGCCACAUCAGAUUUAACAUUUAAUCUCUCAGUUCAAUUCUCAAGUUCGAGUUCAAGAGCCUCACAUUACUUCAUCUAGAGCCACGAUCACAGAACAUGGUGCUAUAGCUCCUGCCUCCUCUUCCGAUACAUUUCCUUUUCCUUCUACCACUCUCAAGUAUGAACACACUGCCCUUACUUUCCGUGAUCACUGUCCUUCCACGAUUCAUUCAUUUCUUCCACGUGAUGCUUGGAUUAUAGAUAGUGGAGCAUCAAGUCAUGUUUGUUCAGAUUUGUCAAUGUUCAUAGAGUUCACACCUAUUCAUGAUGUUAGGGUCACUUUACCUAAUGGCUCUAAAGUUCCCAUUACUCAUACUUGAGUUAUUCAUAUCACAGAUACAUUAGUAUUACAUAAUGUUUUGCAUGUUCCUGAUUUUCAUUUUAAUCUCAAUAGUGUGAGUAGUCUUUUACGGACAUUGUUUUGUUUUGCUCAUUUCUUUGCUGAUGUUUGUCUGUUACAGGAACUUUCACAGGGAUUGAUGAUUGGGAGGGGUAAUCUUUUUCACAAUCUCUAUAUUCUUGAGACAUCUCCACCUUCCCUCUCAACAUCAUCUCCUGCUACGUUCUUUUGUGGAUCUUUAUUGGUUGAUGAGCAUGUGUGGCAUCUUCGUCUAGGACAUCCUUCGUCUGGUGUUUUUCAAAAAUUGUUACAAAAUUUACCAAGUUUGAAGUCGGUUUCAUCUUCUACAGAGUCUCAUUGUUCAGUGUGUCCAUUAGCUAAACAUAAAAGGUUAGCUUAUGUUUCUCAUAACAACUUGUCGUCUAAACCAUUUGAUUUAGUUCAUAUAGACAUUUGGGGUCUUUUUAGUACAGAGUCUGUUGAAGGUUUUCGAUAUUUCUUUACAUUAGUGGAUGAUUGUACAAGAAUGACUUGGAUUUAUAUGUUGAGAAAUAAAAAUGAUGUUUCAGUUUCAUUCCAUGCUUUCUUAAAUCUUGUUUCAACUCAAUUUAAGACUCAAGUGAAAGCAAUACGCUCUGAUAAUGCUCAUGAAUUAGCCUUUUCGGAUCUUAUAAAGGAAAAAGGUAUAAUACAUUACUACUCUUGUGCAUACACUCCUCAGCAGAAUUCAGUAGUUAAACGUAAACACCAACAUUUGCUUAAUGUGGCUCGUGCUUUGCUUUUCCAGUCUCAGGUUCCUUUAGCAUAUUGGAGUGAUUGUGUCUUGACUGCAGUGUUUUUAAUCAACAAAUUGCCUUCUCCUUUGUUUGGUUUCAAGUCACCAUAUGAACUAAUGCUAGGUAAGAAGCCUGACUAUUCACCGUUGAAAACUUUUGGCUCUUUGUGUUAUGUGUCUACGAAUUUGAAAGAUCGAAACAAGUUUUCUCCACGGGCUAAGCCUUGUGUUUACUUGGGUUAUCCUCUUGGUUAUAAAGGUUUUAAAGUCCUAGAUUUAGAAUCUCACUCUGUUUCAAUUUCUAGGAAUGGUUUUUUUCAUGAAUCGGAUUUUCCUUUUACGCAAAAAGAUUUAGUCUCUACUGAUGCUGAUAUGUUUCUAAAUAGUGUUUUGCCUUUACGUAUUCCUUUUCACUUUGUUGAGACAUUUUCUUUGUCUGAUAAUUUACAUUUUGAUUGUUCUCAUCCUCUGAUUUCUUAUGUUCCUGCUAAUGAUUCACAUCUAUCUGAGUUUGUUCCCGUAGUUGCUAGUGAUUAUGCAUCAUCUUCUCAUACUGCUAAUAUGGAUAAUGCAUUAGAUACUGGUGUUGGCUCUGUAGACAUUGCUAGGCCUAAACGAUCGACUAAGCCCCCUAGUUAUCUAUCUGAGUAUCAUUGUGCUUUGCUCCCUUUUACUUCCUUUUCUUCCACAUCUAUUUUUACUGAGCAGAAAACACCUUAUCCAAUAUCUUCUGUCUUGAACUAUGAUAACCUCAAUCCUAAUUUCCAAGCUUCUAUACUCGCCUAUACCCUUGAAACUGAACCAAAAAAUUUCAAGCAGGCUAUGGCAUCUGAGAUGUGGCACGGUUCUGUCAAUGCGGAAUUUGAGGCUCUCGAGCAAAACAGAACUUGGGAUGUUGAGAGCUUGCCUCCGGGAAAGAAUGUGGUGGGUUGCAAAUGAGUUCAUACUCUUAAGUACAAUGCUGAUGGUACUAUCGAGAGGCCAAAGUCACGUUUGGUUGCUCAGGGUUUUACACAGCGGGAGGGUCUUGAUUAUAUGGAUACAUUUUCCCCUGUUGCGAAAUUCACAAGUGUGAAGCUUUUGAUUGGCUUGGCUGCAGCUAAAGGAUGGUCUUUGAAUCAGAUAGAUGUGUCUAAUGCUUUCUUACCUGGCGAGUUGGAUGAAGAGAUCUAUAUGCGUUUACCACAGAGUUAUACUCCUCCGCCAGGCAUUGAUCUUCCUCCUAAUCCAGUAUGCAGGCUACGGAAGUCUUUAUAUGGUCUUAAGCAGGCUUCACGUCAGAGGUAUAAGAGGUUUUCGUCUGUCUUGCUUGGUGCCAAUUUCGUACAAUCAUCGGCAGAUAAUACACUCUUUGUGAAGAAGACCAAGAAUACUUUUAUUGCAGUACUAGUAUAUGUUGAUGACAUCUUGAUUGCGAGUGAUAACAAUGAUGUCUUGCUGGAGUUACAAAAUUUACUGAGAUCAGAGUUCAAGAUUAAAGAUCUUGGUCAGGCUCAUUUCUUUCUUGGGCUUGAGAUAACUCGAUCUUCUAAAGGCAUUGCUAUAUGUCAACGGAAGUACGCGUUGAAUCUCCUUGAAGACUCUGGAUUGUUGGGAUGUAAACCUAGCACCACUCCUAUGGAUCCUUCAGUUCAUUUGUCUAAAGAUUUAGGGAAGCCACUGCCUAAUAUUGGGAGCUCACUGGGCGUCUUCUCUAUCUGACUAUAACAAGAUUUGAUAUCACCUUUGCGGUUCACCAGUUGAGUCAGUUUCUAUCAGCCUCCACUGAUGUUCAUCUACAAGCGGCUCAUAAGGUGUUACGCUACUUAAAAGGGAAUCCAGCUCUUGGUUUGUUCUAUCCUGCAGACACAGAACUUUGACUCAACGCCUUUGCAGAUGCAGAUUGGGCAACGUGUAGAGAUACGAGGCGUUAUGUUGCAGGAUUCUGUGUUUUCUUAGGAACUUCUCUGGUAUCUUGGAAGUCUAAGAAACAGUCCGUCAUGAGUAGAAGCAGUACGGAAGCAGAAUAUAGAAGCAUGGCCCUUGCUACCUUUGAGUUGAUUUGGUUGCAACAGUUGCUUCAUGAUCUUCAUAUCUCGGUCACUUCAGUUUGAAGCUCUUCUGCGACAAAAAAUCAGCGAUCCAUAUUGCCAUGAAUCCGGUCUUCCACGAGCGUACCAAACACAUUGACAUUGACUGUCACACGAUACGAGAUCAGCUGAAGGCAGGUCGUUUACAAACACUACAUGUCUCUACAGGUAAUCAACUUGCAGAUAUCUUAACCAAGGCUCUGCAUCCUGGUCCUUAUCAUUCUCUCUUACUGCGAUUCUCAAUGUCAAGUCUUUAUCUUCAACCAGACACAUAAGCUAAAGACUUGAGGGGGGCCUCUUAGGAUAGUUGGUACAGUCCCGGUUAUUGUUGAUUAAGUGACAACCCGGUUUACUUGUACAUACCGGUUAUGUAUAUAAGUGUGUAAUUAAGUUUGUAUAAUUAACAUUAAUGUGAAUAACAAAAUUUUUCCUGCUCCUUUCUUCUCUCUCGAAUCUCUCUGUAUCGAUCUUCAUCGAGCUUGAAUCGAGUGUUAAUAUCACCUUCACAUAUAACACCAGUCUAUGUUUUAUGUUUUGAGGAUCCCCAGACAAAUGAUUAUAUCCAUUAACUCGUCUAGGCAUUGUUGGCUUCACAUAUCAGUUAAAAGAUCAAUAUCCCUGUUUUUAUGUUGUAAGAACCCUAAAGAGAAAUUAUCAAAGAAAUUUUUCAUGCAUACGUUACAAGGCUCAACGGUUUCACUUCCAAAUGGAAUUCCUGCCUUCACAGUUGAGAUCUUCAACACCAUGUGUCUCGGACUGUAAGAUCACGGAGAUCAACGUCACUUGUGGCUGGUUUAGAUCGGUCAGACUGGUUAACGCUAGAGUUUUUAGGCGACUUUCCUACGACAAUUGUCUGGUUAAAGACGGUCAUCCUCUUGCUCCUAGACAGACACUCUCCUUUCUGUAUGCUAACAGCUUCUCUUACCCUCUCUCUGUUUCUUCAGUCUCUUGUUUCUGAUUUUAGACAAGUAACAAAUGGUGUUUCAUCAAAUCAAGUCUUGGUUAACCAAAGUUCCAAAAAAAAAAGACUUGGUUAACCUCUUGUAAGCCAAAAGUUUUUUUGCUAAAAUUUGGUUAUAAGCCAAAAGUUAGUAACAAAUUUGUGAAGAGGAUAUGGAUCAGAUUAUAGUGUCACCUUAUUCACACUCUCUAAUGUUAAUGAUGAUGAUUACAGGGGAGAUAAUAUAAUAUUUGUUUGAUUUAGUGAUAAGCCAAACAAAAACUUCAUAGUACAAGAGAUUUCUGAUGAUCUUCAUAUCAUAAUUAAUCAUUAUUCGAACAUAAAAUCUUAUAGAAUCUCUCUAAACGUCUCUUAUUCUAAAUUGCUCAUGUCAAUGUGUGGUGGAGCCUUUCUAUAUUUAGGUUUAUAACAGUUUUGACGACUGAUUCCAGAUGCAUUUUUGUCCUUUCGUAUCAGUUCGAAGCCUCUUUCCUAUGGAUAAAACCCAUGCUUAGAAUUGUGCUAGGCCCAACUGUGCGGUUGGGUUAGGAAGGAUAUACAUUCUUUUUUCCUUUACAUUACAUCAUAAAAUACUUAACUAACUCGGAUUCGAAGACAUCGUACUAUACACUUUGGGUUGCUAAGUAACCUAGGUUUGAAAAAACUCCACUACACUUUGUAUUCAAGCCACAUGAAUAUGAGGUAAUGUUUUAGGCCAUACAUUACGUUAAUUAAAAAAACACAACCAAAAUUUUUGUCCAUCUGCAUACUGCCCUGCUAUUUUCGACAUGGACCCAAUGAAAUUGAAUUUAGUCUACAAAGAAAUAUCUCUUCUCAUCUCUCUAUCAAUAAUUUUUUUUUUUUGUAAAAUUUUAUGAAAUUUCAUGCAUCUUUCAUCCUCUUAAUAUAAAUAGUCAACCACUAUUUUAUUAUUAAUAUUACCUUUCAUCCAAUUAAACCAUGAAUUCUAAAAUCAUAAAUAUUUUUUCAAUACAAUUUUCUAACAAAUAAUAAAGUUAGUAAUUAGUUAUAUAUAUAUAUAUAUAAAUACUUUUAAGACUAAAUUAUCUUCUUAAGAAAUAAACUCAGUAAUAACUAGUAUCAUUAUUUACAUAUAUAUCAAAUCAUACCAAUAUUUUAUUUGAAUAUAUAUAAAUAUUAGUUUGAAAUGAAUAUAAAAUGUUAUAUAUCUUUUUAAUAAUUUAGAUAUAUUAUAGAUAUGAACACUUCGAAAAGAAUAUGAAAUGACAUUUGUCACUUCUAUCCUAAACCAGAAACCAAGGUUUUAAAAACCGGACCGGACCGGCCGGUCGAACCGGUUCGACCGCGACUCGUUUAGUAAGCCGAGUCCGGUUCGAUUCAAAACCCGGAUUUCAUAAAACUCGGGCAACUCGGCUCAAAACCGGUGGAACCGGUGACCCGGGUUGACGUUAGAACCCGGUUUGUUAUUUUUGACACAUUUUAAAUUGUAAUUAGGGUUUUAUAUCAGGCUAAUCCUGGAUAAUAACUUAAGUUAAUAAUAGUAAUACUUAACAGCCGUCAUUUUUUAAUAAUUCUCGAGAAAAAAAAGAAACCUAAACGUCUUCUCGUCGUCUCUCACUGUCGUACACCAUUCUCCAUCUGAAUUUUUCUUUGCCACAAGAUUUGGAACUGCACUUGUAAGAAAAAGUAAGUAACGUGAUUCUCUUUUGUUGUUCGAAAUUUGAUAUAACAUAUAAAUAUAUUAUUUUUUUGUUAUUUUUACUAGUUAAUGGAGGGGAAUCAUUCAGAACCAGAUUUAGGCGUACCUUCUUCUCAACGUUCAGUUCGUCGUAAAGAUGACAUAGCUUGGAGAUAUAUAACAGAACGGACUGAGCAGAAUGGGAAGAAAACUUUGAUUUGUGACUUCUGUCAGAAAGAGAGCGGAGGUGGAGGCAUUAACAGAAUGAAACAACAUUUAGCUGGGAUAAGAGGAAACAUAGAUUCAUGUACCAAAGUUUCUGCAGAAGUUCAGUUUCAGAUGAAGCAAUCAUUGAAAGAAAAUGAAGACAAAAAUAAGGAAAAGAGAGGCAUACCACUUGAUGAUAUAAACAUUGUUGCUGAUAUGAAUGCUGAUGGACAAGGCAUUCAUUCUCAGCCAUCUGUUACUCAAACCAAAAAGAGAAACAGAGGUGGAGAUUUACAUGGGUUUUUUAAAACAGGCCUGAGUGAUCCUACUCAACCAAGUAUAAAGGCAUCUAUACAAAGCAAGGAGAAGGUGCAUGAUGCUGAUAUGGCUGUUGCUUUAUGGUUUUAUGAUGCUUGCAUUCCCAUGAACGCUGUGAACUCUCCAUUCUUUCCAGUUAUGUUAAGCAAAGCUGCUAGUUUAGGACAUGGAUAUACUGGUCCUUCGUAUCAUGCUUUGAGGGUUGGGUUAUUAAGAGAUGCAAAAAAACAUGUAUCUUUGAUCGUUGAAUCAUUUAGAAGCACGUGGGCUAGCACCGGCUGUACCUUGAUGGGAGAUGGAUGGAAAGACACUAGAAAAAGACCACUGAUCAAUUUUUUAGUGUACUGUCCAAAAGGAGUUACGUUCAUCAAGUCGGUUGAUGCAUCUGAUGUAUACACAAAUGCAGAGAAUUUGUGUAAUUUAUUUGCUGAGAUGGUGGAAAUGGUUGGCUCUGAAAAUGUGGUUCAUUUAGUGACUGAUAAUGCGCCUAACUACAAGGCUUCAGGUAGACUACUUGCGGAGAGAUAUCCAAAUAUUUCUUGGUCUCCAUGUGCAGCUCAUUGCAUGAAUUUAAUAUUGGAGGAUGUGGGAAACAUGCCUAAUGUUAAAGAGUUAGUUUCUGCUGUAUCAAAGGUAACUAUCUUUGUCUACAAUCAUAAGUCAACUUUAAAUUUUUUGAGGAAGAGGCAAGGUUGGAGGGAAAUCAUUCGUCCAGGAGAAACCCGAUUUGCUACCACUUUUAUAGCCCUUCAGAGUGCAUAUGCACAUAAAGAUGACUUACAAGCUUUGGUAGUAGAUCAAGAGUUCAGACAGUUUCUGAAAACAGAGAAAGCAAGAUGUGUCAAGGCUGUUGUUUUGGAUGAAAACAUGUGGGCGCAUUGUUUGUUGAUCGUAAGGAUUAUGGCUCCAAUGAUACGCUUGUUGCGUGUUUGUGAUACUGAUGAGAAGCCAUCAUUACCAUAUGUCUAUGAAGGAAUGUAUCGAGCACGUUUAGGCAUCAAGAAGAUAUUUGGAAAAAAGAAGGAAUUGUAUAAGCCUUAUACAAGGAUCAUAAAGAACAGGUGGGAUAGAAUGUUGCGCCAUGAUCUUCAUGCUGCAGCAUACUUCUUCAAUCCAGCUUUCAUGUAUGAUCAAAAGAACUUUUCAAAAAAGCCUGAGAUAUUGAAAGGGAUGUUAAAUUUGAUGGAAAAACAAAAAGGGUCUGACAGAACAAAGAUCUUUGAGGGGAUGACAAUGUAUAGAGAACGUGAGAAAAGCUUCUCACAUUCAUCAGCUUUAAGUUGUUCGAAAACCACUCGUCCUGAUGAGUGGUGGAAGUUCUUUGGAUAUGAUGUUCCUGUUUUGCAGAAGCUAGCAAUUCGAAUUCUUAGCCAAACUGCAUCUUCAUCGGGCUGUGAACGUAAUUGGUCUGUGUUUGAAAGAAUUCACACAAAAAGGAGGAAUAGAUUGGAACAUCAAAGACUCAAUGAUCUUGUCUACGUUCAUUACAAUUUGCGCCUGCAAGAUAGGUUCUCAAAAAGAAAGAGGUCAUAUGAUCCAAUUGAUUAUGAGUCCAUUGAUAAAACUGAGUUCUGGGUAGUAGAAGAAAGUGGAGAAGCUGAACUAGAUUAUGAUGAACUUGAGAAUGCACUUACUGAAGAAAACCCAAAAGAUGGAGAAGAUGCAACUUCUGAAACCUUGAACUUGAACGGUAGAUACAUCUUCUUUUAUACGACAUGUUUUUUUUGGCUAUGAUGUCUAUUAUUUAACUCAUGCAUUUUUCAUAUUUUUUUCUUGUUUUAGAAGGUACCGAAGAUGAAGUGCCAUUCUCUCAAGAUGAUACAACUGAAUAAAUUUGAGAUAUUCUAUCAUUCUCCAACAGAUUUUUUUUGUCAUGUUUUCAUUUAGUUCAUUACAUUAAAUAUUCAGUUACUAUUUAUCUAUUUUAUGAUGCUAUUUUAGAUAAUAUUCAUCAGACAUUUUUACAUUUUUAUAUAUGAUUAAUUAUAUAAUAUAUAUUUAUAUAUUAAAUAUAUAAAUAUAUUUAAUAAAUAAAAACCCGGUUCGACCGGUUGAACCGGUUCGACCAAUCAACCAGUGAAUACGCCGAGUCGGUGUCCGGUCCGGUUUUUAAAACAUUGGAUAUAAGUAAUUUUACAAAAAAAUGUUCCACAGUAUAAGUAGUUUUAAAUUUUAAAUACAACAUUUAUAUUAUUUAAUAUUAUAUGAUCAAUUAAAUUAUGUAUUUUUUUAUAAUCGGUUGAAAUUAUAUAUUAAAUGAUGCUUUUAACAAGUAACCACAUUCUUAAUAUGAGUGCUUUUAACUAAACUACAUACAUUUUGAAACAUAGGGAGUGUAAGAAUCUUCAUUUGUUUCCAAAAUGAGUUUUUGUCAGCAAUUAAGGAUCUAACAAACUAUUUUCUAUUUCCAAUUUGUAGGCUUUUUCAUGUUCUUACAUUUAUUAAAACUUGAUUAUAAUGAAAGUUUUCUAUAAUUAACAAUUUUAAUUAAUUAUAACUCAAUAUAUUAAAUUAUUUUUUAAAAUCUAUAAUUUACCAUUAUUAACUAAUAAAAUUGCUUUAAAACAUUAAUAAUUUAAUAUUUCAAAAAAAUAUUUCUGAAAAUGGAGAGUCUAUAAAAUUGAGCAAGAACCAGCAUAUUUUAUCGUAUCUCUGCUUAUAUAUAGAGAAAGACUAAAAUCAGAACGAUAUUAUUUGUUAACAAGGGAUAUAGAAAUCAGACACUAA
Messenger RNA from Brassica rapa (field mustard), 15839 nucleotides. RefSeq lists its product as uncharacterized. The record is from RefSeq and is a predicted model, not a curated record. Lineage: Eukaryota; Viridiplantae; Streptophyta; Magnoliopsida; Brassicales; Brassicaceae. Gene Ontology annotation, molecular function: DNA binding; protein dimerization activity.